Rhopilema esculentum is the source of this 802-nucleotide messenger RNA. RefSeq lists its product as uncharacterized. The record is from RefSeq and is a predicted model, not a curated record. NCBI's taxonomy places the organism in Eukaryota, Metazoa, Cnidaria, Scyphozoa, Rhizostomeae, Rhizostomatidae. Gene Ontology annotation, cellular component: nucleolus. Gene Ontology annotation, molecular function: zinc ion binding; nucleic acid binding.
GGUAUUGAGGUAGUUCAACGAUGGCUCCUGAAUGAAAACAACGAUCUGUCACAUGGAUCCUCGAGUUUGUUCUCAUUAAGAUAUUUAGUGUAAAUAUAUAAAAGAAAAUGACACGCUGGGCUCGAGGUUUUAAAAAGAAACACAUUGAUGCAUCAUCUUGGGAUGAGCUUAAAGUUGAUAAAGAUGAGAGAUCGAAAGAACAAGUCAGUGGUUCCAGAAAAAUCGAUAAAAAGAGUGAUUUGAAAAAAGAAAAACAGAGAGAAGCACGUCGAAACAGAAGGAAAAUGAAAAAGGUAUGCUUUAGUUGUCGAAAACCAGGUCAUUCUAUAGCUGAGUGUCCAUCAUCAAAAGAUGAAGAUACCUCAACUGGAAUAUGCUUUAAAUGUGGUUCAACAGAACAUGCUGUUAAAGAUUGCAAAGCCAAAGUAUCAAAAGAUGUAUUCCCUUUUGCAAAGUGUUUUAUCUGUGGACAAAAUGGACACAUUUCAAAGAACUGUCCUGACAACCCACGUGGAUUGUACCCAUUAGGUGGAGGUUGUGCUUUCUGUCAGUCUGUUGAACACUUCAAAAGGGACUGCCCAGAAAACCCAGGAAACAAAAGAGUAGCUGACAAAGGAAAGUCAAAAGGAAUUGGAAAAAGACAGAAAAAUGACCUAUCUAGCGUUGAUGCAGAAACUUUUACUGAUGAAGAAAGUGAAGAUGAUUUGCAAGAAAGCAUGCUGAAAAAGAAAAAAAAAGUUGUGAAGUUUUGACUUAACUGCAGAAGCUGGGCGAUAUCUAGGCAAGGUUGCUAGAAAACUAA